Messenger RNA from Hyaloscypha bicolor E, 1004 nucleotides. RefSeq lists its product as uncharacterized. The record is from RefSeq and is a predicted model, not a curated record. Lineage: Eukaryota; Fungi; Ascomycota; Leotiomycetes; Helotiales; Hyaloscyphaceae. The transcript is spliced from 5 exons. The coding region runs from base 89 to 619 and encodes 176 amino acids.
CGUGCUUCGCCUUAUAGCUUUUAGGGAAAUUUUCAUGUCAAAUUAUAUAGCUAUCUAAGAAGUGGUUAGACAAUUGUCUAGAUGGAUCAUGACAUCGUCUUUAUCAUUGAGCCUCUGCCCGUCAGUACGAAGAACCGGAGUUACGGUCUUGUAUGAGCCACCAACAGGAGAUGAUACAGUCCUUGACAUCCUUUUUGUUCAUGGCUUGCAGGGCCAUCCGCGGAAUACUUGGACAUGGACUCCCAGUUCCAAAAAAGCGCUGAAUCCGACAGCUCUAGAGAGCAAGCCCGGCAAACUCAAAAGGGGUUUCUGGCGUAAAACGAAGACAGAGGAGGAGAGUUCAAAUACGCUCGAUGGCGAUACCUUUGAUCAGUGCGAUGUCUAUUGGCCAUAUCAUCUUCUUCCUGCCGACUGCCCGAAUGCCAGGAUACUUACUUGGGGCUAUGAUUCAGACAUUUCCAAAUUCUUCAGUGGGUCCGCGAAUAAAAACAACAUAUUUGCACAUUCUCGAGACUUACUCGAGGACAUCAUCUGGGAGCGGCGGAACGAGUCGAAACGCCAGAUCAUUUUCGUGGCACACUCGCUUGGAGGCAUUAUUGUUAAAGAUGUAAUCUUCUGAAUCAUAUGAUCGAUGCAAAGGAAUGACGUUGUUGUAGUUACUUCUCCGCGCAAAUGAAAGCAACGUCGAUAGUCACCAACAACUUUGCAAUUCAGCAAUAGCAACAUUGUUCCUUGGGACUCCCCACAGGGGCAGCACGUAUGCUGACAUGGGAGAAACGGUUAGGCGUGUCGCAAGCAUCGCAGGAUUUGAUACAGCUAGCCAGAACAUACAAGCCCUCGAGGUUGACGGUGCGUUACUGGAAAAUUGUGAUGAACGCUUCCAAAAGUUAUGCGAACGUCUAAAGCGCCACUACGAGGUUCAUACUUUUCAAGAAGCGCAAGGAAUGAAAGGCACUCAAAUGCUUAGUCUUAAUGAGAAGGUUUGCAGCAUACAUCUUCUUUAA